AGUCUGUCUCCAACCAACAUUACAGUUGCAGAGAUACACUCUCAUCCAUCCUCAAAUAGAUUUCAUUAUGAAUUCAUCUCUCAAUUCUCUAAUAAUUUCCCCACAUAUUCUGUUCCAGCUCAUUAAACUCUUCGUAUAAAGCCCUAGCUCAAUUCAAUCCCUGAUUUCGCUCUCAAUUUAAUUCCCUCGAGCUCACUUUUUCCCAAUUGAAUACCCAGAAAUUGGGGGCGAGAUCGUGCCAUGACGACUCGAGGGAGCAGAUCGGAGAAAGUGAGGCGAAUAUUCCGGCAAUUUGACGUGAACAGAGACGGGGGCUUGAACCGGGAGGAGAUGGCGGCGCUUGUGGUGGCUGUGAAUCCUAGGGUUAAGUUCAGCGACGAACAGAUUAGUGCAAUUCUCGACGAGGUUUUCCGCACCUACGGCGAAUUCAUCGACGGCGAGAAAGGCCUCACCUUUGACGGACUCCUCCGCACCUACGACGACGGUGCCGGCGACGUGGACAGAGAUUUCGAAGCCCUCAGCCUCGAGCUGAAGGCGUCGGAGGAGGAUAAAAUCGAAGCUUCGGAGGAGGCGGCGUCGUCUUCCUCCGUCGUGAUGGAGCCUCUCAAGAAGCAGCGCACUGCUGCGUGGGCUGCUUCCCCUAACCACGGCAUUGUGUUCGAUGACACGUGGAACCUUGUAGAUGAUCUGGAGAGUCUUAUCAAUAGGUUGAAGACGAAGCAGAUGAAAGAUGGGAAGAUCAAGAAUGACAAUUCAGACGUUUUCUCCGAUCCGGGAUGGUCUAGAGAGCUCGGCCCGCAGUCUAGUGAGAUAUCAGACAAGAGAGUGGUCUGGGACGAGGCUUCUUCGGAUUAUGCAGCGUUCGUUAAGGAGUUAGGAGUCCUGAGGUCGAGGGCGGACAGAGCACGUUCGCCUGCUGAGGCGUUUGAUGGCCAAAUGGCCAUCGGUCGGGUGUUGUACGAGCAUUACCUGUUUAACGAGGCGUUGGUUAGUUUCAAGAGGGCUUGUGAAUUGACACCUUUUGAUGUGAAGUCUCAUUUUAGAGCAGGGAAUUGUUUGUAUGUUCUUGGCAUGCAUAGUGAGGCGAAAGCCGAGUUCUUGCUUGCUUUGGAGGCAGCAGAGGCUGGUGGGAAUCAGUGGGCUUAUAUUUUACCUCAGAUUCAUGUGAAUUUGGGGAUUGCACUUGAGGGAGAAGGUAUGGUUCUUGGUGCCUGUGAGCAUUACAGGGAGGCUGCGAUCCUCUGUCCGACUCAUUUCCGGGCUUUGAAGCUUUUAGGCAGUGCCCUGUUUGGUGUAGGGGAGUAUAAGGCAGCUGUGAAGGCCUUAGAAGAGGCUAUUUACAUGAAGAACGAUUACGCAGAUGCUCAUUGUGAUCUGGCUUCCGCGUUGCACGCCAUGGGCGAUGAUGAGAGCGCGAUCAAGGAGUUUCAGAAGGCGAUUGAUCUGAAACCGGGUCAUGUGGAUGCAUUGUACAACUUGGGAGGAUUGUAUAUGGAUAUGGGAAGGUAUCAGAGAGCCUCGGAGAUGUACACUCGUGUUUUGGCCGUCUGUUCGAGCCACUGGAGAGCGCAGUUGAAUAAGGCUGUCUCGUUGUUAGGAGCUGGAGAAACCGAGGAUGCUAAGAAAGCUUUGAAGGAAGCUUUAAAGAUGACAAACAGAGUGGAAUUGCAUGAUGCUAUAGCUCAUUUAAAGCAGCUGCAGACAAGGAAGUUGAGGGGGAAUGGUAAUGGCAAUGGUGAAGCAGCCUUUGUGACUGUGGAGCCCUCGAAGUUUAAGGCCGUGAGUGAGAAAACAACGUUAAGGCCGGAGCUAGCCAUCGCGCUUGACAUCAGAAACUUCCAGAGGGUCACUAGAUUGAACCGGUGUGAGGUUGAGAAGAUCAAGAAGGAAAUGAGUGAAGGGAAUGUCCCUAUUUCCUACUCCGGCAGUGGCAUGCCGGAAAAGUCCAUACGCAAAGCUUCACUCGAAGGAAUCCUCCACAAGUUGCUUAGUUUCUUGAAGCCAGAAGCUUUUGUGGGAGCUGUCAAAGCUAUAAACCAGAAAAUCCUCUGUGUUUUAGACGAAACAGAGUCUGGCCGGGUGGAUUUGGGCAUGUUUUUCGCAGUGCUUGCUCCUCUCUGCGGCGGCUCUGCAGAGAACCGGAAGCAAACUGCGUACGAGUCACUCCUAUGGCGCCCCAUGAAUGAAGGCAAUGCGCAGAUCAAGAAAUCCGACGCUCAGAGAUAUAUCAAACUGUUAAGGAGGAUCUACAUUCCCACACAUGGCAUAAGUGAGAUCUUGGAAAUUCGUGGGGAGAGUGAUGAUAACUCGUUGGUUUCAUCGACAGAGUUCCUUGCGAUGUUUGAUAAUCAAGAAUGGGGCUUUGGCAUCAUGUCGACCCUCUUGAAGCUCGAAGGUGGAGAUAGGAGUCGCCAUGGCCACCACGUUUGUUGUACCUGUCGGUAUCCCAUAAUUGGGCCGCGUUUCAAGGAGACAAAAGCGCGCUUCAGUCUGUGCAGCCAGUGCUACAGUGAAGGGAGAGUGAGCUCUUCAGGCAAGCAAGAAGAGUAUAGGUUUAAGGAAUAUGCAAAUGAGGCUGUCAAGGAUAACUGCCUCUGGUUUGGUUCCAAAGGGUCCUAACUUUGUCUUAUUUUGUUUAAAUUUAGUGUAAAUCAUAGUAUUAAGGUUUGUGCACUAAGUCCUUUUGAUACGUUUGGGUCUGAAUUCUUUGUUUCAUUGCUUUGAGGUUUGGCAAUUGCUGUUGACUUCUACUCUCAAUAUACUCAAGAACUAUCACUUUCUUUGUUUGAAA
This is a messenger RNA of Salvia hispanica, 2791 nucleotides long. The record is from RefSeq and is a predicted model, not a curated record. NCBI's taxonomy places the organism in Eukaryota, Viridiplantae, Streptophyta, Magnoliopsida, Lamiales, Lamiaceae.